This is a messenger RNA of Porites evermanni, 2869 nucleotides long. The record is from the annotation of a GenBank genome assembly. NCBI's taxonomy places the organism in Eukaryota, Metazoa, Cnidaria, Anthozoa, Scleractinia, Poritidae.
AUGGCUGAUGAAGAUGCAGCGACUGGCAUUGAAGAAAAAUUCUUAAAACUGGGUUCCAAAAUUAUUGAAUACAGCAAAAGAAAAAAUCUAAAAGGAUCGGAGCCACUUCUCGAUCUACUAAAGUGUGACUCUGAUGAUGAAGAGGAUACUCCGCCCACUUCAGGUAAAUAACUUUUUAAAGGACACUACUGUACAUUAAUUUGCCACAACAUCCUUUCUUUUUGUUAGUGUUUACAAAUAUAGGAUAUUACCUGGCCGCGCGGACAGGGACCGCGGAGGGGGAGGGGCUGGUAGGGCCGCGGCCCCACCACUUUUUUGCGCCCCCGCCCCUACUUUUUGCGCUGAAAAGAAAAAUAAUUGAAAUAAUAAAAAAAAAAGACUUGAAACAAGUUUUUUUCCGUCUAUAUUCCGCUAUAUUCUCUGUAUUUUCUUUAAUUUCAAACGCCAGGCAUUUUGUGGGGCUCUUGUUCUUUUCGAGGUAAUUGUGCCCUGGGGCCGACUGGCCCCUUGAUCAAAUGCCAUGCCUUGGCCACCCCUUCGCUUCGUUCGGCAGCGUGUUUUGUACUUCCAGCUCCGGCAGAGUUUUUUUAUCAGUUUUAUCAAACGAAAUGAAGAAAAUUACCAGCUUUUUCAAGCCAAACGAAGGUGAGUAGUUGUUUUGAGUUGAUAAAAGUUUUAUAUUUUGUCUUUCUCCUUUGGAAUCAAUGAAAUAUUCGAUGGCAAGAAGAAUUACAUUACUUGAACUGUGAACGGCCAUAGUUAGAAAUUUUUCAGAUCACUUCAGUGUAGUAUUUUCUAUACUAAAAUUGUAAUCGCGUCUUUUCUUGCAUUGAAUCUCAACUGACCGUGUAUGUUGGUCGUUUAUUAGACUUAGCUGGGACUUCGUCAAAGUCUGUAAGCUUUGUAGAAAAGACGACAACUACUUGCAGUGAAAAUGGUGAGUUUGAGUUUGAUCUGUAAACAUUUCAAUAUAUUGUUAAAAGUUUCAUUUUUUGGAAGUGCGAGUUGUUUCUGACUAAUAUUCGUUAAGUGUAAUUAGAUUUUUGGUGAUGGGUUAUAUAUUUAUUCUAUUUAUAACAUUCUACUUAUUGUCAGCAAUCCUGUAAUUUAGCACACACAUUUGCUAGACGGAAUCAAAAUCGUAUGAAGAAUUUCGUUAUCUUCACUAAUGCCGACCUAUAAAGAGAAACAAAUACUGGAUAGAGUAUGCAAAGUCACGCGACAGAAACAAAUCAAAUACUAUGAUUUUAUUCCUUUUUUCGAUUUUCAAUAUGAAAAAAUCAUUUUCAAUUGUCCGCCCUCCCACAUUUUACCGUGCUCCGCGGUCCCUGGCGGAGAUAUACGAAAUUUCUCUUUGAGUGUUGAAAAAUGUUUCACAAGUAAGCGCAGCGAACGAGUGAAAUAUUUUCAAACACCAUUAUGAUUAAAAUAAACACCAAUGAAAUGCCAAACCAUUUCAAUUAAAUAUUUUUUGGCUGCAAAAGGCAGGAUUUGUUAUGUAGCGAUAGCACUAGUGAUCUUUUCAUAAUUAGGUGAAAAUAAUAUGCAUUUUCAUGUGUGAAGAUAUCAUGUUUUUCGCACAAAAGCUCACCUGGUAUUUCACUGGUGUUUAUAUAAUAAAUUUUUAUAUCACUUUUAAUAACCCCUUCUCCUUUCUUUCUUACUCUGACCCAUUACUAUGGUUAGGGCAGAGGAAAACAAAACAGUGAAUGGGUGUUCCCCAUUAAGUUAACACAUUUCUGUCUCUUGUGAAACAAAAACCGAUCAGUUACUUUUAUGUCCAAUUUAUAUAGAGGACCAAGCACUCAUUGCUCUGUGUCUUUUGCCGAUGAUACUUGAAAGGGCACCGAAAAAUGGCCAGAGCCAAUGUGACUUUCUUUACCAGGUAAGAAAACAACAAUACAGUUAGAGUCAAUACCCUAUCUUUCUUGUUCAUAUAAAUGCCAUUACAAAUCAUAGUUGUAAGAUAUUACAUAAAGCUCGAUCUCUGCAUCUCUCUGAUGUUUGAAUUUUUCAUAGUUUUUACCUUCAUGUUAACAACCAUGAAUGUUCCAGUUGAGUGACACUUGCCAAAAAUUAAAAUAAAUAAGCUUACCUUCAGAUUACGUAUAAUAAUGCAUCAGUCAAUAUAGGUAAAGGUUGUUUGCUUACCACUACAACAUGCCUAGUAUCAGAGACAUACUUUUCGUCACUUACCGCAUUAUAAAGAAUAUUAGAGGGUUCAAAAUCAGCUUGCAAUAAAGUAUGAAGAUCAACGUAGAAUUUGCCAGCGUGCUUUACUCGACACUUUACUCAGGCAAAAGUGUCAGCGGUUUCUACUGUGACCAGUGGAGGGGUCGUUUAAGGUGGCACGGAACUAUUAUUUUUUUAAGCGCUUUGGUUAUAUUUUUUAAUCGCGUUUUGUGGCAGGAACGAUUCAAACGAUUUCUAUGAUUUUUUUUUACAGUUUUUGUGAAAAUUCGGUUUUAGACAUAAUCUGAUAUCUCAAAAAGUUUUUUACCUACACGAAAAUAAAUAACUGUUUCUUAAAUUUUGACUAUUCUUUGUUAAGAUGGCAAAAUUCAUAGAAAUCGGUUAAAUCGUAGCAAUCGUAAAAAACACAAAUAGGGUUUGGGCUACCUGAAGAAUUGGAUGAACAUACAGAACUUUCCAUUUCGAUAUUUAUUGCCAUUUAUCAUGCUGCAGUAGUUGAUAAAACACAUUUAGUGAAAGUGUUCUUUUGGCUUAUUUUUCCUCUUAGAAUGGUGAUGAUGCAAAGCAAAUUGCCCAUAACGCCAAGGAGGGAAUGACGCCCUUUAUCAUCUUUGAGGGGCAACUGCAAGCCUCAGAUGACAUAUACCUUAGUGGGGAAAGGAAUCUCCUCCUAAAG